Candoia aspera is the source of this 3234-nucleotide messenger RNA. It is a transcript of the gene CRAT, whose product is annotated as carnitine O-acetyltransferase. Bases 107 to 1987 code for a protein of 626 amino acids. Gene Ontology annotation, biological process: carnitine metabolic process, CoA-linked. Gene Ontology annotation, molecular function: carnitine O-acetyltransferase activity. NCBI's taxonomy places the organism in Eukaryota, Metazoa, Chordata, Lepidosauria, Squamata, Candoiidae. Gene Ontology annotation, cellular component: peroxisome. The transcript has 14 exons. The record is from RefSeq and is a predicted model, not a curated record.
AGCCGAGCCGCCAGGUUGCACCGGAGCGCGGUUGCCCUCUCGGACUUUGCUCCCUGGGCCGGGCCUUGCGCGGGGUUUCCAAAAGCCCCGCGGCCCCGCCGGCGCAAUGCUCGCCUUGCUAGCCAGGAACAUGGUGAAGCCAUCCGGGUGGUUGAAGCCGGUGGCAUUCAGGAAACUACGAGGGCGCUACCUUACCCAUCAAGAAGGUUUGCCCCAUCUCCCGGUUCCUCCUCUGCAACAGACUUUGGAUCGUUACCUGUUAGCGCUGGAGCCCGUAAUAAGCAAUGAGGAACUUAGCCACACCAAAGAGUUGGUGCGGGAUUUUCAGAAACCGGGUGGCGUCGGAGAGCGACUGCAGAAAGGACUGGAGAGAAGAGCUCGGAAGCAUGAAAAUUGGCUUUCGGAUUGGUGGCUGAAAACAGCUUAUCUGGAGUAUCGGCUGCCGGUGGUCAUCCAUUCCAGUCCUGGCGUCGUGCUGCCUAAACAAGAUUUCCUGGAUCGGCAGGGACAGCUCAGAUUCGCGGCCAAGAUGAUCGAAGGGGCUUUGGACUUUAAGACUAUGAUUGACAAUGAAACUCUACCUGUGGAAUAUCUCGGUGGGAAACCUCUUUGCAUGCACCAGUAUUACCAGAUCCUCUCCUCCUGCCGCAUCCCGGGCCCCAAGCGAGACUCGGUGGUGAAUUAUGCGAAAGGGAAGAAAUCUCCCACCCACAUCACCGUGGUCCACAAUUUUCAGUUCUUUCAGCUGGAUGUCUACAGCAGCGACGGAAGCCCCUUGACCACUGAUCAGAUUUUCAUCCAGCUGGAGAAGAUUUGGAACACGUCCCUUCAAACCAACAAGGAGCCCAUCGGAAUUUUGACUAGCAACCAUCGCAACAGUUGGGCCAAAGCCUACAACAGCCUCAUCAAAGAUAAGACCAAUAAGGAAUCUGUGCGCACUAUUGAAAAGAGCAUCUUCACUGUGUGCUUGGAUGCCCCAAUGCCCCGGGUCUCGGACGAUGUCUAUAGGAGCCGAGUGGCCGCUCAGAUGUUGCACGGUGGCGGAAGUCGUUGGAACAGUGGAAACCGCUGGUUCGACAAAACCCUCCAGUUCAUUGUAGCUGAAGAUGGGUCCUGCGGGUUGGUGUAUGAACACGCGCCCUCCGAGGGCCCCCCAAUUGUAGCCCUGCUGGAUCACAUCGUGGAGUACACAAAGAAGCCAGAACUUGUAAGAUCCCCCAUGAUCCCUUUACCGAUGCCGAAGAAACUACGGUUUAAUAUCACCCCAGAAAUCAAGAACGACAUUGAGGAGGCCAAGCAGAACCUCAACAUCAUGGUGCAAGAUUUGGACGUCAAGGUGAUCGUAUUCCAUCAGUUUGGAAAGAAUUUCCCCAAGUCGGAGAAAAUCAGUCCGGAUGCUUUUAUUCAAGCCGCUUUGCAGUUGGCUUACUACAGGAUGCACGGGGAGAUUCGCGCUACUUAUGAAAGUGCCUCGCUCCGUAUGUUCCGUCUUGGACGGACUGACACCAUCCGCUCGGCCUCCAUGGACGUGCUGAAGUUUGUACAGGCUAUGAGUGCUGACAACAAACAGAAUCAGGAGAAGGCGGAGUUGCUGAGACGAGCAACCCACGCGCAUCGAAGCUAUACUGACAUGGCAAUUAGAGGAAAUGCAAUUGAUCGUCACCUUUUGGGCCUGAAGCUUCAAGCUAUCGAGGAUCUGGUGAGCAUCCCUGAACUCUUCAUGGAUACUGCCUACGCUGUUGCCAUGCAUUUCAAUCUCUCCACCAGCCAGGUCCCCGCCAAGACAGACUGUGUGAUGUGUUUUGGCCCGGUCGUGCCAGACGGUUACGGCAUUUGCUACAACCCCAUGGAGGAGCACAUCAACUUCGCCGUCUCGGCCUUCAACAGCUGUAGCGAAACAAAUGCCGCCCGGAUGGCCCAUUAUUUGGAACAGGCCCUGCUGGACAUGCGUCUUGUGCUCCAGUCAAACCCCAAGUCCAAACUUUAAGAGGGUAGGGAGGGAAGGUGUUGCUGGAAGCCUUAGAGAGGCUAACUACCUGUCAAACUAAUUGUCCCCUGGUGUGGGCCCCAACCAUACCCUGGACUUCCCCCAGGGGGACAGAAGACUUUUCUUUGUUGUGCUGAGUUUUGGGGAUGGAAAUGAACUCAACCACACUGAACAGGGACGACACCAGGGUUACCUCAUCCAUUCCCCUGCCUGGUCACCUUUCCUCCGUUUGUAUCAGUCUGUGCCUUAGAGAGGUGUUUAGGGAGAACGGGGAGUAAGGCUUCUGAAGCAAAGGGAAUCUGGACCUUCCUUGGCUUGAUGCUAGAUUGAACAAGCAGGUCGUAGCUCAGAGUCUCCAGAGAUGUUUAGCCUGUGAUUCAUACAGUGUUUGCCAUCUAUCUGAAUAUACAAGUCAGUUUCAUAGCAUCCAUCAGUAUGAUGGGUUUCAUGCUAGAGCCAUCUUAUUGUUUGAUGAUGAAGAUUACUUUUACUCCUCCUCCUCUUCCCCCUUCCCCCCUUUCUACCCUACCCUGUCCUCCAUGUUUGCCCCAUUCCACCAAGUGUUUGGAUAUUUUGCUUUCGGCCGAUGUCCAUCUUGCCAUUUUGAAGGCGUAAGGCAGUAUGUAGACAUUCAGCCAGUCCACGCGUGUCUUGCAGAGUUGCUGAAAGCAUCUGAUCAUCUUUGCAAUGGCGUGGUGAGUUUCUACCAAGGAGUAUUGCGUGCUGCUAUCGCAUUCUUGGUUCUUCCCCAGUGGAAUGGGGAGGUGGUCACCACAGCUCUGGUUCCAGAGCGAAGGCCCAGUUAAAGGUGCAGGUGUGGUCCCUUCUGAACUCCCUCUUCCCAUCCCAAGUUCCUAUCGUGACUGCUUUGCAAAGAUCAGGCAUUUCUGAGAACCUUGCUUGGGCUUUGCUCUAUUUGGAGUGGUCCAUGCUGCUCAGUGAUAGAUUAGUUCCAAGCCUGUUGGUGGAAAUAAUGUUUCAUCUUUCAAUCCAGAGUCCUGUAGAUGUGGUGGAUUGCCAUGAUCCUCACUCACAGCCAAGUAGCUGUGGAUGAGGGAUGCUGUUGUCCAGUACAUCUAAAAGCCACCAAGUUAAGGAGAGGAGAAAUAACUUGCUCAGUAAUACAGCAGCACAGGAUCCAAACUGAAUAAGUAAUGAUUACUUUUGAUAUAUUGGGCUUUUAAAAUAGGGAAUCAGGUUUUGAAUUAGAAAAAUGACUGUCUGCUGCUUUUGGGCAAUCUUGUCUA